Molecule: messenger RNA, 1483 nt
Organism: Erythranthe guttata (spotted monkey flower)
Lineage: Eukaryota; Viridiplantae; Streptophyta; Magnoliopsida; Lamiales; Phrymaceae
Source: RefSeq, a predicted model, not a curated record
GUUGAACUUCUGGCUCAGGAGAUACUGGACUGUGCGCUUGGUCAUAGUCGCUUAUGCAACUUAUGCGGCAGAGAUGCUCGCUUUUGCGGCUCAAAAAAUAGCUCGUGUGCCGGAAAAAACGGAGGUAGUGUGAUUGAUGCUCUUAAAUAUGUCAAGAAACAUGGAAUCUACUACGAGAGGGACUAUCCAUGUACAUGCGAUAGUGGGAAAUGCAAACGAGAUCGAGUAAAUAUCAUACUCUUUGUAUUUCAUCUUUUUUACAGAAGUUGAAUUUUGGCUCAAAUUACUUAUUUGUUACAUUAUAGUUACGAAAGGGUACUGUGACAAUUGACGGGUUUAAAAUUGUGGAAUAUGAGAAUGAAGAAGCCCUUCUGAGGGCGGUCAUCCGACAACCUAUCAUCGUUCGUCUAUACAUCGAUUAUAACAAUUUCCAUAUGUACAGAGGCGUAAGUUUUUUUUUUUUUUAUGUUUGUUGUUUUAGAUUUAAUUUCAACUCAUGUUAAACUGCAUAGAGGUCCAAAUCCAAAUGUUGAGAAGGGCGGGCUUGAAAGUUAAGAUGGAUCACUAUGGAUUGGAUACAGAAAAGGGAAGAAAGCCGAGGAUUAUUGGAUUUUGAAAAAUUCUUGGGGGAUCGAAGGAGGGUACAUGCGUCUUCUAAGAAAUUCUGGAAGGCCAGAAGGGAUUUGCGGUGUGAACUUGUUCGCGGUUUAUCCGAUAAAAAGAACUGAUAAUCCUCCACCUUUCCAGGACAAAUUGAUCCGCAACAACUCACGGUUUAAACUGUCAGCCGCAACUCCAUAUGCAUUCAGGAGACGUUCCCUCAAAGCUGCUGUGCAGCCCAACAAAGUGUUGGAGCUGCUAUCCCUGUUCAUAAUCGAACUCAGCAUCGUUGAGCACGGGAUGAAUCUUGCUGCCGAAUUGGCUGCCGAAGGCCAGCAUCCUUCAACUGAGAGCUUAAGCAUUGUCCCUUGAACUACGUGGAGCAGAAGUUUGACAGAAUGAGAGGCAUUCUUAUUGAUUGGCUGAUAAAGGAACAAGUGUUGAUCAAUAAUACCUUGCUGUUUAAUCUGUCAUACACGUUUAUGAGACGUUUCCUCGAAGCUGCUCAAUCGGACAAAAGGAACUAGUUGGAGCUGCUUUCCUUGAUCAUGUAUAAGCAGUGGAGUGAAAUAUGUGAGAGGCGCGUGAUUUACAACGACGACCAGCUCAUCGAACGUGCUAAAACUGAACCUGCUGAGUUUCUUCCGGUUGAUGCAGAACUUAACGGAACAAUAUAUGCAUAAUAAAUACAUAUUUGCAAAGUUUAAUUGAGAAAAGAAAAAAGUUUCCUUUUUGGUUUUGAAGGCUACUUCAGUAUUAGAAGAUUUCCCUUUUGGAAUUUGUUUCGAGGUUAAGCUUAGACUUUCAUCACAUUAUUUUCUGUUUGGUGCUUUCAAAUUUUCUAAUGGCAGUGGUUACAGAUUUUCAUGCUUCUUAUCAAUUA